Chroicocephalus ridibundus (black-headed gull) is the source of this 4156-nucleotide messenger RNA. It is a transcript of the gene LRIF1, whose product is annotated as ligand dependent nuclear receptor interacting factor 1. The coding region runs from base 87 to 2414 and encodes 775 amino acids. Lineage: Eukaryota; Metazoa; Chordata; Aves; Charadriiformes; Laridae. The record is from RefSeq and is a predicted model, not a curated record. Gene Ontology annotation, molecular function: nuclear retinoic acid receptor binding. The transcript is spliced from 4 exons. Gene Ontology annotation, biological process: regulation of DNA-templated transcription.
GCCCCGCCCCGCCCCGCCCGCAGCGGCCGUUCUCUGCCGCCGGUGCGGGGCAGCCCGGCCUCUCCCACCGCCGCCGGCGCCGCGCCAUGUCCAUCCGCCCGCUGGGGGCCCCGCAGAGCCGAGAGGAGCGGCCGGGCAGCGCCACGCAGUUCAUUGCAGGCUGUGUGUACCGCGUAGUUCAGACGACGGGACCAGAUGGAAAAAACCUUCUGAAAUUACUUCCAAUUUCUAAAUCUUCUGGAAGCUUUGUGCCAGUAGUUCAGUCUUCAGCCAUGCCAAAUAAUUCUAAGGCGAAUAUUCCUAGUCCAGUCCAUCUUACUUUUAAGACACAGCUUGCCAAUACUACUGCACCUUCAUCUGUUAAGAUACCUGUUUUUCAGUCUCCUAAUUCUGGAAAGAUUAUUCUUACAAGGACAUUAGACAAACAGGAAAGCGUUAGGGCAGGGUCUGAAAAAGAAGGCUCGAUUCCCAAAUCAGCUGCUAACGUCCAGGGCAGUUGUGUUUCAGUUGAUAGACUGUCUUUGCAGAACGUUGCUGUAACGAGUUCAUCUAACCAGAGUAACACUGCAUACAUGUUGGUAAACACAACAAGUCUUCCAGUCGCUAUGAAGUCUCCUAUGCUGCCCUCUGACCACCACCUCCAGAUACCAGCUGAUGCGGAAGUGAAAUCUGUCCCAGCUUCUUUUUUACCACCUGCAAUACAGCAAAAAAUACUUACGACUGCAGCAACAAAUGUGUCCGCAGGAGCUGACAGUACGAAAAUGCCAACUGUUAUUUACGUGUCACCAGUGAACACAGUGAAAACAGUACUUCCCAAGUGUUUGCAACCCAUUUGCCCAAAGCCUGCCACAGAAGUUUCAAAAACAUUAAUAAUGACAGCUACACAAAAGGGAAAUAGUUCUUCUCCUGAGACACCAACAUCUGACGGUCAGCAGCACCAGCGAAGUCCAAUGAAAUGGAUUGUGCAAGAAAGUCCACAGUCAUCAGCACCUUGCAUUAUUCCUGUCAAGUCAUCAAAUAACGUGGCCUCCAAGAUCUUGAAAACUUUCUCAGACAUGAAGAAUGUAGAAGUUAACUCCGCAAAUAUUUUACCGCUCUGUUCUAGUGGUCCUGGUGGAAGCCAAACAAAAAUCACACCUUUUAAAGAUAAUGCUCUGGUCAUGUACAAUGGGAAAGUCUAUUUGUUGACGAAAAGAGGCUCUGAUGUUCUGACAGCCCAAGCUGACAAACAAGCAUCUUCUUCUUCUGACGCUUCACUUAAAAAGGAGACAUCCAAGCUAAUUGAUUCUACCGCGGUCAAUAAAAUAACCAAUAAAGUAGUGAAUCUGGUACUGUCAAAAAGCAAAGGAAUGGUGCUGUCUCAGAAAGAUCCAAAAACAUGUACAAACGCAAAAACUUCUUCACCAACUGGCUUAAGAAAUGACUUAAAAUCUGCACCUGCAGCUCCGGUGACACCAAAUGCUAAUCAGCAGAAUUCCACUGUAAACCAGAGAAAGAGUUUGCCCGUCACCGAGAGCAUUUCAAGCGGAGUGACCCCUGUUACAGCAGUAGGGGCACAGGAAAAUGUGUGCCAAAAUGGCAAAGAAAAGAUUCAUUCCCCCAAAGCAGCAAGUGCUGUUUUACCUCAGUCUAAGCAAGAGUGUGCUUUCAGUGAAGACUGUCAAAAGAUCCAAUAUGAAAAGAUGGAUUCACCGGGAAAGGUUAUUCAAAUCAAACACCAAGAGAAGCCACAUUGGAAAGAGUACUUGAAAAUAAGGAAAAAAUUUGGUCUCACUAAGGAGGAGAGAGUAUACCUUAAGAAAAUACCAUUAAGGAGCUCCUAUGAGAAACCAGAAGAAAGGGUUCGUUCCAGUAACAGGUUGACAAGGGCAAAUUAUUCUUGGAGUUCAUCAUCGUUAGAUGUGAAAAUAACGGAUCAACAUCAGGAAUGUGUUGAAGAGGAAAAGAUAAUUGUGGAUCUGGAAGAGGAUUUGACUAAGAAAAGAAAAAUAAAAUCUUCACCACUGUCAGAUGGUGGAAAGAGAAGGAAAACGUCAGUCAGAUCAACCACAAGUCCAAGUUCAGAAAAUACCAGCUCAAGUUCCAGCGCGCCUAACAGAAGUGUUUCACCUCCACCAGUCUUACUGCAGCAAAGUCUUUCCACAGACUGCGUUACAUCGUCUGUGCAGAGGGACUCCGAGCAAGACGCAGACUCUCAAUAUACUAACAUUACAGACUCAAAUAUUCCAGUUUUAGUAUCUUGUGAAGACGGUACUUCAGUUCUUGAAGGUUCUUUCAGAGAUGAUGUUUUCCCUUGGACUCCCCCAGACCUGGAUGAAACAAUACGGGAUGAAAAAAUAAAACGACUUAAACAGCUCUUAAGAGAACGAGAAGCAGCGCUUGAAGAGAUGCGUAGAAAAAUGCAGCAAAGCUGAAAUACUGAAGCUGGUGAUCGGGACCAUGUUCCUCUUCCUUUCAGGGACUUCCAAGAAGAAAUUCCUUGUUUAAAUGAACGUGAAUCUUUCUGGUAGAUGAAGAUCUUAAUGAGAUUUACAGUUUGUGUGUCUUUAGAAGAGAAUAGGUUUCUUGUUAAAUACGAGAAAUAAAAGACUUGGACCAUCACAUUCUGCUUCUGGACAUUGUAUGUAUCAAAGAACGCAGAAGAUGGGCAUCUUUAUUAGUGUAUUCUCUAUAUUUUGAAUUGAGGGGUUUCUGUAUUAGUCCUAGCAACUAAACUUUCCCGCUUUGGAAUUCCGUGGCCUGUCUCUUAGAAACAGAAUGUAAAUUGCAAACCCCAAUUGUAGGUAUUUUUUUUGUUUUCCUAAUGUUUUAUAGUGCAUGACAACUUUUGUGAAUUCCUGAGAACUUUUUUUGUGUGUGAAUUCCUGAGAAUUGUCAUAAAAGGUCAAUGGUCAGUGUUUAAUAAAUGCUACUUAAGUGAUCUGGGAGUUAGACGUUAGGCAGUAAUAGUGCAGAUAUUUGUACAAAACCUCUUACGGAUGUGAAGACGGAAGCAGUGGAAACCCCUGCUGACAGUUCUCUAGAUACGUGUCUCUUACUGUUGUUGUGGUGAGCCUUUAUAAGGCCUUUGCCAGCUGUGGAAUGUUGAAGUUUGGUUGUGGGAUUAUUUUUGGAGAGGGGAGGUGUGGUGUUUUUUUUUAAACAGAAAUAUGUUGAAUAUUAACUUGUUGAAGCAAAAAAAAAAAGCCUAUUUCUUUAUCCAGGGGUGAUAUUGUUCAUACUUCUUGAUGAGUAUCUUUUCCAUUGAUUUGUUCAGUCAUUAUUUGAAUAUGCCUCUUGCUACUUCCAUUUGAUGCUACCUUCGUUUUGCGUUGUAGGAGAGAAUAUGCGCUCAGACUGUCUUUGCCAUUGCAAUUUUUAUAGCUCUUUGUAGUGUAUUUUCGCAGCAUAUUCUGUCAUGUGUUGUAUGGACGCCUCUCACUACCCUCUGUUGUCCGUGUCAUCGAAUCCUGUAAGGCUCUUCUGGAGUUCUUCAGUCAUUAUUGUUACAGCCAUGAAUAACUGUUUUGCCAGCAUAAUUUGUCAUUGUUUUUUUUCUUGUCCGCUUACGGUUAUAUUCAACAUCUCUGAUCCCUCUAGAACUCCAUCGCUGAUUCCUGUUCACGGGAGACUAUUUGAUACUAUUCUUAUUUUCUGUAUUUUAAUCAAAUUUUCAUCCGCAAGGUUUUUCUCUGUUAUCAUAUGGAUGCCUGGUUUAUCUAUAGGGUUUUGGGAAUGGAUGUUGUUUUGGAGAGCCUGGUAGACUGUAUCAGUCCUGUGUUCCUUAUUGAUAUGCAUCUUGACAGCGUGAAUAACUCAAGUGGAUUAGAGAGGCAGGACAGCCUUAUAAAAGCGAAGAAGAAGAUGGUCACUUCUCUGAAGAGCUUGAGGUAGACCAGGUGUAGGAGAAGGUGAUACAGCACACACGCAGUGGUGGGUGAAGAAGGAAGGUGUAUAAUGGAACUAAACUCUUUAAUGAUUGAGAUUACCGUGUAAGAGGCAAGUGCCUGUGAUGGCGCAAGCAAGCAAGGGUGAUGUUACCAUGGGCAUCCGUGGGUUCACUGUGUAUGGAGAGUGUUUUGGGGCAGAAAUCCCAUAGUUUAGCAUAGGGAAACAGACAUAACGAAGGGCUGAUGCACAGCGGAGAGAAAGAUGUGAAUGAAUUGGGCCUCGUGAC